AUGGCGUCCCUCUUACGGAGACCGUUCGCCAUUACGGCGACACUGCGACAAGCUUCACCGAAAUCGCAAACCCUCACAUUCCGCGCUUUCCACAACACGCCACUCAAGCAGCAUCCGCACUUGUUCCGACCCGCAAAGCCUACGGUAUCGACGUCGCAAAAUGUCUCGAAGUUCCAGCAAGCGUUCCGACGCGGAUACCAGCAGGCUGCCUACAACCCUGUAGCGCAGGGAGAUAUGCGACAGCGUCUGCUGUAUGGAGGUGGCAUCUUCGCGGGCACCCUGCUUGCGAUCAAUUUCAUCUUCAAUCGCGAGACACGCGAGGAUGGUGGCAUGCCACCAUUCGAGCGCGAGUACCUCAACGACACCUUCAUGCACACUGGCCUUGGUAUUGGAAUGAUCGGAAUCGCAGCCCGCGCCCUGCACAUGAACGGAUGGAGCUUCAGGCUUAUGAGCGCAAACCCGUGGCUUGUGCUUGGUGUUGGUCUCGUUGGCAGCAUCGGAACUAUGUACGGCACCAUGGCCACUUCGCCUUCCAACUACGUCCAAAAGUACGCCCUCUGGACUGCCUUCAACGGUACCCAAGCCCUCCUUCUGUCGCCACUCUUCUUUAUGCACCCUGCCAUCCUCGCUCGCGCCGGUCUCUACACUGCUGGAAUGAUGGGCUCCAUCGCCUUCGUCGGCGCCACCGCCAAGACAGACAAGUACCUCUACCUCGGUGGCCCACUUCUCGCUGGUGUCGCAAUCGUCGCUCUCUCCGGUCUCGCUCCCCUCGUCGUUCCAGCCACCGCUGCCCGCACACUCAUGGUCACCGAGAACCUCUGGCUGUACGGUGGGCUAGCAGUCUUUGGCGGCUUCACCCUAUAUGACGUCCAAAAGGUGUUGAACCAUGCACGCCAGGCUCAGGCCGGCUUGAUCCCCAAGGACCCCGUCAACGAGUCCAUCUCGCUUGAGUUGGACUUUAUCAACAUCUUCAUCCGCAUGGUACAAAUUCUGGGCAUGAGCCAGAACAGGAGGAAAUAG
Messenger RNA from Alternaria arborescens, 1020 nucleotides. RefSeq lists its product as hypothetical. Bases 1 to 1020 code for a protein of 339 amino acids. Gene Ontology annotation, cellular component: mitochondrial inner membrane. The transcript is spliced from 2 exons. Lineage: Eukaryota; Fungi; Ascomycota; Dothideomycetes; Pleosporales; Pleosporaceae. The record is from RefSeq and is a predicted model, not a curated record.